AACUUCUUCUUGGGAGAGACAAUCAGGUGUAGGGGUGUGAGUCAGAGACUCAGACCAUCCUAGUUGUCGUUUUAUUUUAGAAUUCGGUUUUAAUUUCGUGCUUGAAAGCGGCAGUCAUGAGUGAAUUUGUGUGGGGACUGAAAAACGGUGAUCUGGACCAAGUGAAGGAGGCCGUAGAGAAGCAAGGAACGGAUGUUAACACUGCUAUAGAAGGUCGACCUCCUUUGUGUUUAGCUUCAGAUUAUGGCCAGUCCGAUGUAAUUAGAUAUUUAUUAGAAAAAGGUGCAAAUGUUGAUUCUACAGAUAAACAUGGUAUAAGUGCAUUACUAGCAGCUAUUUGGGAAGGACAUACACAGUGUGUUAAGAUUUUAUUAGAAGCCGGAGCCAAUAAAAAUGGGACUGCACCAGAUGGAACUAGUUACUUGGAUGCUGCAGAAAAGGAUGAAAUCAAAGUUCUACUAAGAUAAACUUUAAUACUGUAAUUAAUUAGGUAGUUGCGAGGGUGCAAGAACUGGGUCACAUGUGGAUGGCAAGUUGUGGAAGGUUCCUGAUGUUGUAGUGAGUACAUCAUUCUCUUUGGAAGACUCCUCACUGCAAGAUCCUGGAAACUUCCAUAUCUAGAGGAAAGAGUGUUCCUCAUUCCAUAGGGUGGCCAUCUGCCCCUUUGAAUAUUGUGAAUGACACAAAGAAUGAUUUUCAUUUAAGCUCAUAGAAUCUUCAAAUAACAUCAAACACACUUUCAGCUGGAACAGCAUAUUCAAAAGUAUAUUUUCAGGCUACUUAUGUGAUAAUUAAAAGUGUAUUUAAUGUCAAUAUUCUCAAAACGUUUUACAAUAAUGUAGAUGUUUGUUGAAUAAUUUAUUUUAAUACAUCAAUUUCUGAUUUAAUGUUAGAUGACUAAGGCAUGAGUGAAUGUUUUGUGGUCAAUUGUCACCAUGAUGAGGUAGUUCUAUUGUCUUUAAACAGGAAUUGCUUUAUUAACCAUUAAUGUAUGGUAUAUGAGAAGAGUUGAUGGAUGAAAAUAGAUUUACAGGAGACUUCUGUGAAUCUAUCAUGGGUAAAGAAUUAAAAGUCUAUCUCAGAGGAAAAUUUGGAAUUCCAGUCAAUCAAUUUUUUUACUGUGGUUAUAUAUGAUGGCACUCAAGCUUGAGUAUAAUAAUUUUUUACUAAUUUUUAGCAUAAUAUAAUUUGUCUUUGGUACAACAUUUGAAACUAAUUAACUUGAAUGUUUAAUCUUGUGUAACAAAAUUAUUUAGGGUCUAAAUAGGGGUGAUAAUGUUGCCGUCCAGCGGAGGAAGUCUAAAAGUUGCAAUUGCUAUGAUUGUUCUUGCACCUUAGCAGAGUUAGUAGGAAUUCUAAGCGUCCUGUAUAAUCAAGAUUAAUAAAUUAAACCCAGGGGUUUGACAUUGUGUAACAAAUGGCUGUGGAUGUUAUAAUAAGGUGGUGGUGGAUGCAACUAUUUGUCUUACAUUCAGAGCUUUGAAUUUGCUAUAUAUGGUAUGCUAUCUGUUGAACUAGUAAAGCUGCCUUGCUAUUUAAUGUCUAUACGUAAGGUUUGCUAUACAGAAUAUACAUUGUCAGUUUAUACAGUGUUUGUGUGUCUCUUUAUAGUAUACAGUAUAUGAAUACAUGUGUGUAUAUUUGUAUACACAUGUAUGUCAGGGUGUUAGGUUUUUAUCCAUCAGUUUCCAUACUUUCCCAUCGCUGCUUUGUCAUUUUUUUCAUUUGUGUGUCCUUAGUAUUGCUGUCAUUUUUUACUCCCAAUAUAAGCAUAUAUCGAUAUCCCUCUUUUACACAUUCCUCAUGUGUUCAGUGUGUUAAUACACUUUCAAAUUAGUCAUCAUUCACAUUUUAUAAUUAUCCUUUUUAGAUGGUCAAUUACUUUUGCAUUAAUGCUUAAUGAUUUUUCGAUACAUGGUCAAUUGUUUUUGCAUUGAUGAAUAAUUUUUGGUUCUAUGGUCAAUUGCUUUUGCAUUAAUGCUUAAUUUGUGGAUAUAUAUUAUUAAUCAGCAAUAUUUUCUUGCAUCUGGAUCUAUUGUUUGUAGUUUCUUAUUUGUAAGCUUAAUUUUGCUCUACACUUGCUUUAACCCACUCAUUUUGGAAAUUUUUCUUCCAUUCACUUUUAGCAUCAUUAAUACUCUCCAUGCUGAAUAGUUCUGCAGCGAAUUGCAAUCUAUAUGUGCUUAUCUCCAUUGUCACCCCCUUGAUGCUCAUCAGUAUUGUCCAUGCUUAAAGCGACAUUUCCUACUUUCACUGUACCAGGAGUGGAUUUAAUUAGAUUUAGUUUGAUCUCAUACAAACCUUUCUAAAUUCCAGUCCUUUGAAUAUUUAGUAAAUAAAUUUUUUCAUAUGCAUGAACAGAUUUUUGAUAAAUUGGGAUAGAAACGGUUACUUUUUGAAAUUCUGUUUUUGAUACUCUUGUAAAUCCCCCAUCUUUAUAUAUUUUAUUUGAUAUGAUAGUGAUUGUCUCAAUUAUGGGAAUUAUUUGUGUAAAAAGACUAUAUCCAAGCUUG
Macrobrachium nipponense is the source of this 2513-nucleotide messenger RNA. RefSeq names its product myotrophin-like. Lineage: Eukaryota; Metazoa; Arthropoda; Malacostraca; Decapoda; Palaemonidae. The record is from RefSeq and is a predicted model, not a curated record. The coding region runs from base 117 to 467 and encodes 116 amino acids. Gene Ontology annotation, molecular function: protein binding. The transcript has 4 exons.